UCAUAAGUGGAGAAAGCCGAUUCUGGGAUCCGCGGGAAGCAGGCGGGAGGAGAUCGAUUGCAAGAGGGACUCCGCCGGAGCAGGGUUUUAGUCUUCUUCUGUCGGCGGCUGCAACCGGCGCCACUGCGGCACGCUUCUAUUACGCUCCGGCGAUCUUUGGUAGUAAGAGAGAAGGGCGGGGUUGAAAUUGAGGUUCCGCGGAGACGGCGGCUUUCUUGUCGAACUCCGUUGGGCGUUACUGCUUGUCGGAGAGCGAAGAGAGCUGAGCUUGGAAAGGGAGUUGCUUAUACAAAUAGAAGCUUAGCUUGGGGGAGCGAGUUCGGUUGCAGAUCGAAAGGGAGGCGGACGGAGCUGAUUGAGAGCGGUCAAGCAUCGCUGCCUGCCACAUUGGUUGGCCGUUCCUGGUGUUCAGUACAAUGGCCUCGUAUGGGUUGAACAUGUUGAAUAGUACUGUAAAUUGGGUAACACAGGCUUUGGAUGCUCCUUCUGCUCGAGCAGUUGUUUUUGGAGUCCAUAUUGGAGGUCAUUAUUUUGUUGAAGGACUUUUACUAGUUGUGAUCCUUUUCCUGCUCUCCCAGAAAAGUUACAAGCCACCUAAACGGCCUUUGACGAAAAAGGAAAUAGAUGAAUUGUGCGACGAUUGGGUUCCGGAGCCCCUGAUUCCUUCCAUUACUAAGGAGAUGGAAUACCAGCCACCAGUGCUGGAAAGUGCUGCAGGCCCGCAUGUUAUAAUCAAUGGGAAAGAAGUUGUAAAUUUUGCCACUGCUAAUUAUCUGGGUUUAGUAGGACAUGAGAAAGUUCAGGAGUCGUGCACUGCUGCACUGGAAAAGUAUGGAGUCGGUUCUUGUGGUCCUCGUGGUUUCUACGGGACCAUUGAUGUCCACCUCGAUUGUGAAAGCCGGAUAUCAAAAUUCUUGGGAACACCAGACUCAAUUCUAUAUUCAUAUGGCCUUUCCACCAUGUUCAGUGCAAUUCCAUGUUUUGCAAAGAAGGGCGACGUCAUUGUUGUGGAUGAAGGUGUCCACUGGGGAAUACAAAAUGGACUUCAUUUGUCAAGAAGCACCAUUGUGUAUUUCAAGCACAAUGAUAUGAAGUCUCUGCACGACACAUUAGAAAAAAUUACUGCAGAUAAUAAACGUGUCAAGAAGUUGCGGCGCUACAUAGUUGUUGAAUCUGUGUACCAGAAUUCUGGUCAAAUAGCUCCUUUGGAUGAGAUCAUCAAGCUGAAGGAGAAAUACCGGUUCCGUGUUUUUUUGGAUGAGAGCAACUCAUUUGGUGUGCUUGGCCAGUCUGGAAGAGGUCUUACUGAAUACUGUGGGGUUCCGGUUGAAAAGAUAGAUAUAGUAACUGCUGCAAUGGGGCAUGCUUUAGCAACCGAAGGAGGAUUCUGUACUGGCAGUAGUAGAGUGGUUGAUCACCAACGAUUGAGCAGCUCUGGCUAUGUCUUCUCUGCAUCGUUGCCCCCAUAUCUCGCUAGUGCAGCUAUUACUGCUAUUGAUAUGAUUGAGGAGAAUCCUGGGCUGAUAGUAAAGCUGAAAAAGAACAUUUCUUUGCUGUUGAAGGGGUUGUCCGGCAUACAAGGCCUCACCGUGACAAGCAGUCCAGAAUCACCAAUUGUUUUCCUUAAACUGGAGCAAUCCACAGGAUCGAUAAAAGGCGACAUGGAACUCCUCGAAGAAAUUGCCGAACGUGCUCUGAAGGAAGACUCGGUGUUCGUAGUGACCUCCAAAAGAUCUGUGCUUGACAAGUGCCGGUUGCCCGUGGGGAUCAGAUUGUUCGUUUCGGCUGGCCAUACGGAGGCUGAUCUAACCAAGGCUUGUGAAUGCUUGAAGAGAGUUUCAGGAUUGGUGCUCAAGCAUCGUGACUGACCUUGUCUGUUCAAAAUCAGAUUAAUUUUUUGUUAUCUCAGAAUUGUUUCUCUUUUACAAAUGUUAGGGAUUUAGUAGGCUGAGAGAAAAACUAGGAAGGAAGUUCAUUCAUGGUUAUGGUGAGAGUUGGUUGUUCAGAUUAUUUAUUGUUCUCUUUUAGUUCCAUUUCGUUUCUUUACCAUAGAUUAUUUUUAGCUUCUUUCGGGGUUUAUUAGUGCUGACUGCUGACUUUAGUUUUUCUUAUGUGGAAGAUGGAGAUUCCAUUGGAUGACAAAGUCAAAGG
Messenger RNA from Linum tenue, 2151 nucleotides. The record is from the annotation of a GenBank genome assembly. NCBI's taxonomy places the organism in Eukaryota, Viridiplantae, Streptophyta, Magnoliopsida, Malpighiales, Linaceae.